Dacryopinax primogenitus is the source of this 2382-nucleotide messenger RNA. Its product is annotated as alpha-1-2-mannosidase family protein. The record is from RefSeq and is a predicted model, not a curated record. The transcript is spliced from 12 exons. Gene Ontology annotation, molecular function: peptide-N4-(N-acetyl-beta-glucosaminyl)asparagine amidase activity; carbohydrate binding. NCBI's taxonomy places the organism in Eukaryota, Fungi, Basidiomycota, Dacrymycetes, Dacrymycetales, Dacrymycetaceae. The coding region runs from base 1 to 2382 and encodes 793 amino acids. Gene Ontology annotation, biological process: glycoprotein catabolic process; protein deglycosylation; protein quality control for misfolded or incompletely synthesized proteins. Gene Ontology annotation, cellular component: cytosol; nucleus.
AUGACUAUUUUCUCUUCCAAUCCGAAAACUCGGGCUGUUGUGGUGUCGGUCUUGUUCUUGCUUCACCAGGCAAGUGCCCUGGUGAUCAGGGCGGAAGCCGACCCCGCCAGAUUCGUUGAUCCCUUCAUCGGGACCAGCAAUGGUGGACAUGUAUUUGCUGGCUCAACCCUACCCUUUGCGCCGGUCAAGGCGGUUGCCGACUCCCACUCAAGCGAUAAUCAAGGUGGAUACGUCUCCGAUGGAUCACCGAUCGUCGGCAUUUCCCCUUUGCAUGAUGAUGGCACCGGCGGAGGAGCCAGUAUGGGGCAGUUCAAAGCUUUCCCCACAUUCUGUAGCGGAGGUCUCGACACCUGCGUCACACAGGAGACGUCCAGGAUGGUUUCACCAGUCAGCGGCUCGCCAUCUGGGUGCCCAGGUUAUUUCUCAAUCGGCUUGCAGAACGGCUACACGGCGGAGGUCACGACUACCAAUCAUGCAGCCAUCCAUCGUUUCACAACUAACUGGUCCGCUCAAUCACCGGUGCUGCUCUUCGACCUGACCAACGACCUGUCCCACUCAUUUCAGGGGAACGGCAACCUCAACAUUCAGACGCUGACAGCCCAGCGGCAAGGACAGACCAUCACUCGCUUGACUGGAGGAGGUGAAUGGAAUCCGAGCUUCGGUAUCGGCACCUACGAUGUAUACUUCUGCCUGGAUGUGGUGGGCGUGGCAAAUUAUGCCAUAUAUGAUAAUGGUGCAAUCAACAUUGGUGCAACUUCUCUCCCAAGUGAGGGCUCUCCAGGUGACCAGCUGGGCGCGCUUUUGCAAAUGCCGAAUGGGACUUCUUCAUUCGUCGCUCGCAUUGGUGUCUCGUGGAUGUCAUCCGGAAAAGCUUGCACAUAUGCCGAGUCGGAGAUACCUCUGAUCACUUCCCAGGGCUUCGAUGAAACCCAAAUGAACGCGAGGGCAGUUUGGAACGAGCUUCUCACCAACGUGCAAGUCGAUGCUACUGGAGUUUCCUCGAACACACAGACGCUAUUUUGGUCUUCGUUAUACCGAUCCUUCAUAUCACCCAUGAACGUGACCGGAGAUAACCCUCUAUGGCCCGAUUCGACGGAGCCAUACUAUGAUUCAUACUACUGUAUUUGGGACUCUUUCCGUGUCGUGCAUCCAUUGUGGACAAUUGUCCAACCGCAAGCCCAGGCCGAAGUCAUUAGGGCACUCAUCGAUGUCUAUCGACACACCGGCUGGCUUCCCGACUGUCGUAUGUCAACUGAUAUGGGCUACACACAGGGCGGGAGCAAUGCGGACAGUCUCCUUUCGGAUUCAUUCGUGAAAGGAAUCUCAGCGGGUAUCAACUGGAUGGAUGGAUACGCGGCUGUAGUCAGAGAUGCGACUGUUGAACCGACUCUGUGGGGAGUGCAAGGCCGAGGAGGAAUCAAGAGCAGAGCUCAACUAGGCUAUAUUCCUGUAGGCGAUACCUCCGACGCUGUGAGCACCGUGAAUACAGUUGGGAGGAGCGCUUCUCGAUUGUUGGAAUACUCUUACAACGACUUCAGUAUCGCUUUGAUUGCCAAGGGAGUCGGGGACUAUCAAGGGUACAAAUACUAUCUGAACAAAUCGAUGGACGCCCUCAACCUCUGGGACCCAACCGUUCAGAGUGCUGGAUUUACCGGAUUCAUUCAACCCCGAUAUUCAUCCGGUGAAUUUAUGUACGUCGAUCCUCGCAUGUGCUCUCCCGUGUUGGGCCACACCAGUUGCUACCUGAAUCCUCAAGGGGGCGAGUUCUACGAAGCAUCAUCUUGGCAAUACUCCUUCUAUUUCCCCCACAACAUGCAGGACGUCAUCCAAAACUAUAUGGGUGGCACGUCAACAUUCUUGAAUCGACUGGACACCCUUUUCAAAAAUGGCUAUUCCGACGUCGGGGACGAACCGGGCUUUAUGCCUACUUUCCUCUACAACUACGGCGGAAGGCCGGACAAGACUGUCGAUAGGGUGCUCUCGACGCUCAAUACGUACUUUAGCACUGAGACAGCAGGAAUACCGGGUAACGAUGACAGCGGCGCAAUGGGUGCCUAUGCUGUCUGGGCUAGUUUGGGUUUCUUCCCUGUCGCUGGUCAGAAUACGUAUCUGCUCUCCACGCCGCUGUUCCGGUCGGUUACUUUCACGAAUCCCGUGACGGGUACAAAAGCAACCAUCACUGCGAACAACUGGGAUGGGGCAACGACUAACAAGUACGUGCAGAGUGCCAAGCUGAAUGGUAGGACGUACACGAAGAAUUGGAUCAAUCACGAGAUAUUCAGCAAGGGCGGCACCCUAGAGCUUACGUUGGGAAGCAGACCGAGCUCAUGGGGCACGCAGCCUGGUGAUUUGCCACCGAGCAUCACUACUGGCGGAUUUUGA